UCUCUUUCCCAGGAAGCAUGCAGUUGAACUUUGAAACUGGUGGUCAUACCACGAAAGUUAUUUUCAGGGAAGGUUGGAUAAGUGUUCCUAGUUUCAGAUAACUGCCAGGAACGCCCGGAGGAAAAAAAUAACUAAUAUGCCGCAGGUGACUUGAUUUCCAGCCCACCACAGCACAGGCUGACCAGAUUUAUCAGAGAUGGAGGAUGCUUGGGAUAUUGCAUGCCUGCUCAUCCAGCUGUGGUUCUCCGUCGUGGUCGGCCUGAUCAUGUUACCAGCCAUGUGUGGAGCCUCACUGGGUGUCACAGAGAUUUACAUUAAGGUCUUGGUGAAGAUUCUCGAGUGGGCCACGCUAAGGAUCCAGAGGGGACGGAGGGAUCGGCCUACACUCCAAACUCAACUCUCCAAUGGAAUCAUCGAGAAGGAAGAUGGUUCCAUGGAGGAUGAGAUUGAGGAGCUGCGCGGCGGUGGGCCCAAGUCUCUGGCUGGUGGGGAGUUUUCCCUGGGCGAUGCCUCCUACUUCUGCAGGAAGGGCAUCGAGAGCAUAGUGGAGGAUGAGGUGACGCAUCGCUUCACCUCCGAGGAGUUGGCCUCCUGGAACCUCCUGACCCGCACCAACAACAACUUCCACUACAUCAGCGCUCGCGUCACCAUCAUCUGGGGCCUCGGGGUGAUGAUUCGCUACUGCGUCCUGGCACCUCUCAGAAUAACCCUGGCUAGUAUUGGGAUAGGCUGGUUGGCGAUUGGGACUACUCUGGUGGGACUGUUACCUCGCAGCAGGGAGAAGGACUGGCUCAGUGAUCGUGUCCAUCUGACAUGCUACAGAAUCUGCGCUAGAGGCCUCUCUGCUACCAUCCGCUACCACAACAAAGAAAACCGACCCAAGAAGGGAGGCAUCUGUGUGGCCAACCACACCUCACCAAUUGACAUUGUCAUUUUGGCAAAUGAUGGAUGCUAUGCCAUGGUGGGGCAAGUUCAUGGCGGGGUGAUGGGGGUCAUGCAAAAGUCGAUGCUCAGGUCCUGCCCUCAUAUUUGGUUUGAGAGAUCAGAGAUGAAAGAUCGCAAUGCUGUGGCCAACAGGCUUCGAGCACAUGUUGCAGACAAAACCAAGCUUCCCAUUCUCAUCUUCCCUGAGGGAACAUGCAUCAACAACACAUCCGUCAUGAUGUUCAAGAAGGGAAGCUUUGAAAUCGGAGGGACCAUACACCCAGUGGCAAUAAAGUAUGACCCACAGUUUGGAGAUGCCUUCUGGAACAGUGGCAAGUACAACAUGGUGAGCUACCUCCUCAGAAUGAUGACAAGCUGGGCCAUAGUGUGCAACGUGUGGUACCUUCCCCCGAUGACCAGACAGGAAGGGGAGGAUGCAGUUACUUUUGCCAACAGAGUCAAAUCUGCAAUCGCACAUCAGGGAGGCCUAGUUGACCUCUCAUGGGAUGGAGGCCUGAAGAGAGAUAAGGUUAAAGAAGCGUACAAAGAGGAACAGCAGAAGAUGUACAGCAGCAUGAUAGUGGGGUAGGAGGUGUGUCUUACCAUCCCUAGUCGCCACUUAGCCAGGCCUUAAUCAGGCAAUUCCGCUACCAAACUUCCACAGAGAUUCAGAUUCUUGGCAACAUCCUUCUCAGUUCUCCACUCCAUUUGAGUCAUCAGAUGCGGCGGAUCCGUUUCUUAGGUCAUCUCAGUUUUCAGUGGCUGCCCUAAUGGGUGCACAAACUCUAAUGAAGACACUCUGGAAUCUUAGAAUUGUUAUUUUUAAUAGACUGCAACAUAUGCAAAGAUAUGCAUAGAAAUGUACAGUAUUGUUAGUAUUUCCGCAAGAAAUAACGACAACCUAAAACUUGUCAAUGUUUUUAAAAUGUCUGGAAUCAAAGAAUCAGGUGCUUCCAUUAUGCUGUCAGUGUGGAGUCUGCUCUAAGCUGGAUACAUGUGACCUUGUGUUUUUAUAUCACUCUACUGUACGCCAUGUACGGUAAGCCACUGUUUAUUUAACACGAAAAGCAAAUUUGUAUAGAAAACAGUUUUUGUUUCCUGAUAUCUAAAUUCUAAAUUUUAAAAUAUAAAUGAUUGUUUAUAAAGCCGGUUAUUGGCUAAUUCCAUGUUGUAUUCCAUAGAUGUAUGGACAAAAUGUUUAGAAUGAUCAAUUUGAUUCUGAGAACCAAGAUUGUUCCCCCUCCUCUCAAGUGAUAUGAUUAAGAAUGUAAAUGCUUCAGUGCCUUGUUCUGUGCUCUCAGUCAUGCAACAUUUCUGUGUGACUCAAAGGUUCUUGUGGAUCGUUGUAAAAAUAAACCUCUUAAGGAUUAUGACCCACAAA
Molecule: messenger RNA, 2305 nt
Organism: Clupea harengus (Atlantic herring)
Lineage: Eukaryota; Metazoa; Chordata; Actinopteri; Clupeiformes; Clupeidae
Gene: gpat3
Product: glycerol-3-phosphate acyltransferase 3
Biological process (GO): triglyceride biosynthetic process
Cellular component (GO): endoplasmic reticulum
Molecular function (GO): glycerol-3-phosphate O-acyltransferase activity
Source: RefSeq, a predicted model, not a curated record